Molecule: messenger RNA, 759 nt
Organism: Exophiala bonariae
Lineage: Eukaryota; Fungi; Ascomycota; Eurotiomycetes; Chaetothyriales; Herpotrichiellaceae
Exons: 2
Coding region: 1-759 (252 amino acids)
Source: RefSeq, a predicted model, not a curated record
AUGAGCAGACUCAGACCUAUCCACGGCGCCUGUAAUUGUGGUCGCAAUGUCUACUCCAUUACAGUACCACAGGAUGCUCUAGAACGAGCAGAAGUGUAUUUCGACGGCAGUAGUGAGAGCAGACGAAGUCAGGCUACCCCUCUCACAGCAUGGCUGCGAAUACCCCUGCCUUGGUUCUCUUCCUCGACACAAGCUCUUUUCUCUGACGAGACACAUUCUUCCAUACGCAAAGUCUUCAGUCCUCUACAUGCCCCUCAUUCCAAGCGGGUGUUCUGUGGAUAUUGUGGAACACAUUUAUCCUACUGGACGGAACAACCGGCCUCAGAAGCAGAGUACUUAAGCGUGACGCUGGGGAGUCUUUCAACAGAAGACCUCGAGGCACUGCAUGAAUUGGACAUAUUACCGAGUGAUACAGACGCCGAAUCUGCUCCAUCUUCUGAGAUGCAGCAAACACACCAAGGUACAGUUUCAGGCGAAGAGUCAAACUCCCAAUUGAUCACUCGAAGUCAACGGAGUGGAACAACAGAAGGUCUAUCUUGGUUCGAAGAACUACUAGAAGGAAGUCGUCUUGGACGGGGACAGAGGACUCGACGUGGUCAGGGCGUCAGUGCCGAUGGAUCUACACGAGUAGAAUGGGAAGUAUCAGAAUACUUUGACGGAGGGAUUGAGGAGCCGGAUGCCAAACAAUCUACAACGGCAAGCUCGAAACGAAAGCUCGACGAGGUUGUGGAGGGCGACGACGUGAACAUGCGAGGAUAA